Messenger RNA from Armigeres subalbatus, 1820 nucleotides. Its product is annotated as putative gustatory receptor 28a. Gene Ontology annotation, biological process: sensory perception of taste; chemosensory behavior; male courtship behavior. Gene Ontology annotation, cellular component: axon; dendrite; membrane. The record is from RefSeq and is a predicted model, not a curated record. Bases 1 to 1152 code for a protein of 383 amino acids. The transcript has 6 exons. NCBI's taxonomy places the organism in Eukaryota, Metazoa, Arthropoda, Insecta, Diptera, Culicidae.
AUGUCUGAUAUCCUGAAAACCAUCCCGCUGAUUUGGAAGUUUCCCAAGGAGAACAUCUUUGAGUGCAUGAUACUGCACUACUUUUUCCUUAAAGCAAAUGGUUAUGCGUGCUUCUCCAUCGAUGGCCCAAUCCAAUCGGGUAAAAUCCGGACCAGCAUUCUCGACAAGAUCUACUUCAUGACACACCUAUCGCUGGGUUUCGUUUUAUGGAUUUGCGUCGUCAAGUUCUUCAAGGCACCGCCGAACAUAUCGCCGCUUCAAAACAUCGGAAGUCGUCUCAUUUGGUUCACGUGCUAUCUUUCGGCGGUGCUAGGAGUUUUGUGGAAUUUCUACAACCGCGCCAAGGUUUGGUCGUUGUAUGUCGGCGUGUUUCGCGUGGAUCAGCAGCUCUUGGCGUUGGGGGCCAACAUGAAGUACACUCAGUUCUACCUGCUAAUGGUUGGGGGGUCAGCGAUGGGUUCCAUUGUGUUGGUGGUUCUGAUCAUUGGACACUUUGCUGAACGAGAUUUCGAUAUAAUUGAGUUUCUCGCUUUCUCAUAUUCGAAUCUGAGUUUGACUAUGCUGGUGACAAUUUAUUCGGUUGCGGGAAAUUUAAUAAUCUUUCGUCUAUGGGUCUUGAAUAGAAUAAUGAGGAGAAAUAUGGUUCCUACCAGAGGUUCGAAAAUGAUUCUGGUGGCGGAGAAGAAUGGUAUUCAAACCAUCCAGCAAUAUAUGCAGAUUUAUGACCAACUGAGCGACCUCACGGAAACAGUUAUGAUUGCCGUAGCGGGAUCAUUCGUUUAUUUACUAUUUUAUGGAUUCGAAGUCAUACUCAACAUCAAACGAGGGGUGCCGUUACAGGAAUAUUCUUUGUCUUCUGGCAUCUGGAGUGUCUGCUAUUUGACGAACGUUAUUGUCGUAGUUACCAUUGGAAGUUUACUCAGUCAACAGGGCAAAAGCACAUCAAAUUUGAUCGACCAGGCCAUCAAUUCAACAAAUAAUGCAGAAAUAAUCGAGAUGCUGCGCCUAUUUUUAAUGCAACUGGGUCACAGGACGCCGACAUUAACAUGCGGAUUGUUCCCAUUCGAUUGGACGCUCGUUUAUUCGAUAUUGGCUACCUCUACCACUUACUUAAUCAUAUUAAUACAGUUUGAGAACUCGCGAUCUGAUUAAAGAAAAGUUGAUAAUUAUUAAAUUGAAAACAUUCUUUCACAUUUGCAACAACCUUUGUGCAUCACCUGAACCAGAUAGCAACGAACAUACAUCAAGCAGCUGCAUAAUCUAAGUGAACCGCCUCAUGCGGCGUUCUAAUGGAAAACCACCAAGUGAAUCUAAGUACUCAUUGCUAUCCAUUGUACCCCGGUCCAACAGGAUACGGCCGCUGCAUCACGGCGGGCGCCACAGGUACCGACGCGAAUCGUUAACGUAUGAGUUGAACUCCGAUCUUCUCUGUGGGUGCACAUUUCAAUUAGCAUAAAUAAUAAACACCGCAUGAACCACCGGCAACCUUAUAAGCGCGUCCCUAAGGCUCCGGUGGUGAUGCAUAGACGGAAUGGAACCGCUUCCAGGAUACGAUAGUGUGCCGAACUGCUUUACAUAAUCCGCGAGUGGGCCACCUCCAUUACCACCAUCGGAAUCGGGAAUCAGGAUAAGCUUUCAUCCGGAGAUCCAGACGGUGGCGAACUUUUGUCGCGCACCGAAGAGCAAGUAGCAAAUAGAUGCAUAUUUUGGCAAAUGGGCUUGUACAAAGUUGGGUGAUUUGCAUUUUGAGUGGAUCCAGGAGGAUUAGUUUUAGUUCUCAGAUGAUUUAAAGUGUGUAUUAUAAUAUAUCUCAGAUUAGG